AUGUCUGCCUCUCUUGACGAUGUCUCCAACCGCUUUUUCGACUAUGUAAUUUGCGGGCUCACUCUCGCGGCGCGCCUCAGCGAGGAUCCAAACGUCUCCGUGCUGGUCCUGGAAGCUGGGGGAACGAACAUUGACGAUCCCGCAAUUCGCAAAGGCUUGGGUGGAAGCUCCAGCAUCAACUUCAUGUGCUGGACAAAGCCCCAUGCCAAUGAUAUUGAUGACUUGGAGAAGCUUGGUAACCCCGGUUGGAACUGGAAGAACUACGAGAAAUAUCUCUCGAGGACAGAAGGUUUCCUGGCCCCAAACCUUGAUGUACAGAAGAGGAACAACAUGUGCUUCGACUCUUGGAGAAUGGGGCGGGAUGGCACAAUCGACGAGGCCGAGUCAAGAAUAUUGCAGACCCUGAUUAACGCUGGGCUUCCCAGUGCACCUCUUCCGCUGAGUGGAGACCCAACAGGAGUGUUCCUCGCUCCAAACACUUAUGAUCCUGCGUCGCACACCCGCUCAUAUGCAACCACAGCAUUCUACACGCCUAACAAGGGUCGUGAGAAUCUUGCAGUCCUUGUCGACGCCGCAGUCGACUACGUCCGCACUGAAAGGACAAAGAGUGGCAAGCUGAGUGCGGUUGGAGUCGAGUUUGAGCAUGGAGGCAAAAAGUGUACGGUCAACGCCCGUAAGGAAGUCAUUUUGUCAGCAGGAUCCUUGAAAUCGCCCCAGAUCCUCGAGUUGUCCGGAAUAGGGUCCAAAGAAGUCUUAGCAAAAGCUGGCGUGCCGCUCAAACUUGAGCUCCCUGGUGUCGGAGAGAACAGUCAGGAACACACAUUCAUCGGCGUCAGUUUCGGUGAACAACAAUGUCAUCUCUUUUACUCUGUGCCCGAUGCGACUAACCAUGUUAUAGAAUUGCGUGACGAUGUAGACUUCGAUACCGUGGAUUUGCUCCGUGACCCUGUAUUCGCUGCCCAACAUCUCGAGCUACAUUCUCUUGGCUCAGGCAUUUUCACCAAAGGAAUUGUUGGAUUUGCAUUCGUCCCACUGAGCAUGCUGUCCGACAAAAGCGGCGACAUCUAUAAAGCGGCUGAAGAGAAGAUUGUGCGGAACGCAGACAAGUAUCCUCCUGGCCUACUGGAACAAUACAAGAUCCAGCUGGAGCGUCUGAGAACCGAUGCCCCUGGCUGUGAGAUUAUCAGCUUCCCAGGCCAUUUGUCUGCACCUUGUCAACCCGAAAAUGGGAAACGCUAUCUGACAUUGCUCGUGGCGAUGAACCACUGUUUCUCGCGUGGCACAGUUCAUUCCACUUCCUCUAAUCCUCGCAAAGAACCAGAGUUCGACCCUCACUAUCUUGAAGAAGAAGUCGAUCUUGAUAUCUGGUGCGAAACAACGAAGUUCGUGAGAGGCCUGUCGCAGGUAUCGCCGCUGAAAGACAUGAUCGUGAAAGAGGUCAAUCCUGGUCCCUCGGUUGAAGACGAUGGCCAGCUUCGUGGUAUGCCAGGACUUGCCUUGUGCGCCGAUUUCCUGCUUAUCGUUUCUGCAGAAUGGAUCAAAACGUACUUCGGAACAACUUGGCAUACUGCUGGGACAUGUUCCAUGUUGCCACAGCCGAAAGGAGGUGUAGUCGAUCCUGCGCUCAAGGUAUACGGAACAAACAAUAUUCGUGUGGUCGAUCUUUCUGUGGUUCCCCUGCAUUUCGGCGCCCACCCCCAAGCCACAGUUUAUGCUAUUGCAGAGCAAGGUCUUGUCACGACCAUGUUUGCUGCAGCGGGCACGCUGCUCAAUAUCUCCAAGAGAGCACAGAACCAGGGCAAGCCCGUCCGUUACCACAUUGAUGCUUGGGACGAGAUGAUGAUGGACAGGGACAAGAGGUUGACAGGACACAUGCGGGGGCAGACGAAUGCCGCAGUCAACCCCAACAGCGCCGGAGGGGUUCGAGACCAGCAGCGUAUGGUACACAGAAAGGGCUUCACAUCUGACAGCUCGCUGCUACCCCGCAUCUCAGACUCUAUCACGGAGUCGUCUACGAAACCAUACCGCUGGUCCUUCAGCCUGUCUGCCAUAGCCUUCAGCCGUGCUGAGAGGGACGGAUCGACGCCGUCAGGCAGCACGAACUCGCAGGAUAUGAUGAUUCCGUGUUUCGAGUGCAACUCCGCAACCUGGCGGGCAAUCAACGUCUGGCAGGGAUCCAAAAGCUGGCGUGCUUACGGUGUUGCCCCAAGCAAACGAGCGCUGGACGGCAUGCGUGAAUUCUGGAGUUUGGCCGAAGCUCACGUCGUCGUUAAGUCUGUACUCCUCGCGGAAUGCGAGUACUGCAGAUUCGAUAAACCUUUCAUGGCUGACGGAUGGAUUGAACUGCUGUCCCCUAACAUGUCCAAUCGUGUAGAGAUGAGCAUAGUUCCAUGGUGGUACGCCCGGUUGUUGACAAUCUUGUAUGCGGAGCCCGACACGUAUCGUAGCGACAGACGUGCGCGGCAAGUGGAUGGAGAAAUUCGUAUUGCCGAGGUCCUGUACAAAGACGGGUGA
Molecule: messenger RNA, 2514 nt
Organism: Postia placenta MAD-698-R-SB12
Lineage: Eukaryota; Fungi; Basidiomycota; Agaricomycetes; Polyporales; Adustoporiaceae
Exons: 26
Coding region: 1-2514 (837 amino acids)
Molecular function (GO): flavin adenine dinucleotide binding; oxidoreductase activity, acting on CH-OH group of donors
Source: RefSeq, a predicted model, not a curated record